CAAAAAACAAACAAAAAUCAAAUUCAAGAUAAGACAACAUCAAUUAUAAUUACCCAGAAAUCGUCUUCUUUCUUUUGCACUUCCUUCUUCUCUUUCUCCAAAUACCAUCUAAUUACAGAGAAGAAGGAAGAUCACCCCCAAUUAUAAUGGAUAAUUCAUCAAUAGUUCCCCAAAUCAAUGAAACUCAAACCCUAAUUCCCAAUUUACCAAACGAUGUAUCAGCUUUAAUCUUAUCGUAUAUACCUUUUCCAUUUCAUGAUCGUUUAAAGUCAACUUGUAAAUCAUGGCGUAAGUUUUACUCCUCAAAAAUACCACUUUCUAUUCGUCUAUCAAGUCUUCCUUUUUCUUCACUUUCUAAUCUUCUUUGUAUUUUCCCACAAGACCCGAGUUUGAGUUCUCCUUUUUUGUUUGACCCGACCCAUUUAGCUUGGGUUGCACUUCCUCAUAUGCCCAUUAACCCACAUGUUUACUCUUUAUCCAAUUUUGCUUCUCUUGCAAUUGGGUCUAGUCUAUAUGUUUUGGGCGGGUCACUUUUUGAUACCCGGUCUUUUCCUAUGGACCGACCCACUGCUUCCUCUGCUGUUUUCCGUUAUGAUUUGGGUUCUAGAAAGUGGGCCCAAUUAUCCCCCAUGAUUACCCCACGUGGGUCCCUUGCGGUUGCUGCGGUUGGGUCGGGUCGGAUAGUGGUGGCGGGUGGCGGGUCAAGGCACACUAUGUUUAGUGCAGCAGGGAGUCGGGUCGGGUCAGUUGAGUGCUAUGAUAUUGAGAGGGAUGAGUGGGCUCCACUUGUUGAUUUGCCCGGGUUUCGGGCCGGUUGUGCUGGGUUUUGGGUGGGGCAAAGGAGGGAGUUUUGGGUUAUGGGUGGUUAUGGUGAAUCAAGGACUAUUAAUGGGGUGUUGCCUGUUGAUGAGUAUUAUAAGGAUGCAGUUGUCUUGGAACUGAACAAUGGUGGAGAAGAAGGGAAUUGGAGAGAGAUUGGUGAUAUGUGGGAUGAUGAAGAAAGAACAAGACUUGGAAAAAUUGUGGUGAUUGAAAAUGAUCAUGAUGAUGAGGUUGAAAAGAGUGUGUUUAUGCUUGAUGGAGAUGACAUUUUAAGGUAUAAUAUGGUGUCAAACCGCUGGUUCAAGGAAUCAACUGUUCCGAGAAAAACUCAGGACGGUUCACCAUUUGGUUUUGUCGCCCUUGAAGGGGAGCUUCAUGUGAUCUCCCUUCUUCAGGGAGUUGAACUGUCGACCGUCCGAAGAUCAAGACAUCGUAGACGAGGCACUGCACUUUUCAUGCAAAUUUACGACCCCAAAAAGAUGUCCUGGAGAUCUCUUGUGACCAGGACGCCUUUCCAAUGCCCGCUCGAUUUCAGAACUGCAGUUAUGUGCACAGUUCGUGUGUAAUCAUCUGCAUUGAUCUUUGCGUCAUUGCAGUAUACAAGUAAAUAUAUUGCUACAUUUGUAGGUCAUUGAUUGAACUUUGUGUAUUGACAAUAGAAAAGAAUGAAUGGUGGAGUGGAAUAUGUGUAUAUAAUUAUUGGAAUUAGUUUUAACCUCGUUUUUUCUUUCCAUUUGUAAAAAAAUACUUAUGGAUUCUCUUCUAUCACGAUAUUUAAGUUUAUUUAAAUUGCUUUUUGAGCUUGG
Messenger RNA from Amaranthus tricolor (Joseph's coat), 1628 nucleotides. Its product is annotated as F-box/kelch-repeat protein OR23. The coding region runs from base 147 to 1388 and encodes 413 amino acids. The record is from RefSeq and is a predicted model, not a curated record. Gene Ontology annotation, molecular function: protein binding. NCBI's taxonomy places the organism in Eukaryota, Viridiplantae, Streptophyta, Magnoliopsida, Caryophyllales, Amaranthaceae. The transcript is spliced from 2 exons.